AUGGCGACUGAAGCAGCCGGUAAACGAACGAGGAAGGACGCAAAAGAGCCAGAAAGGGUACCAGAAAAGAAGUCAAAGAUCGAAGAUGACAGUCAGGACGACUUUGGAUUGUCAAGCUUGACCAAAGAGGUGAAGACCGCCAUAGACGCGGCAAUAGUGAAGGCUGGAAACGAGAACUCAAACCUGAGAAAGUGCGUCGAGACUACUCGUCAGGAGCGCGAGAAAAUAGUCGCGGAGUACGAGAGCUUCAAGGAGAAGCUCGACAGGAAGAUUGAACAACAGAGGAGAAAAGACAAGACCGAGUACGCAAACCUUCAGAAACUGUGUACUGAGAAGCUUCGGGAGGCCGAAGAGAUUCUCUCAAAGCAGAAGCGGGAAGCCAAGUCCAUCAGUGUCCUGCGAAAGUCACUGGGCACGAUACUGGAGGAUAGCGCUGAGGGGUUUGAAGACAUUGACUUUGAGGAGUAA
This is a messenger RNA of Klebsormidium nitens, 468 nucleotides long. The record is from the annotation of a GenBank genome assembly. Lineage: Eukaryota; Viridiplantae; Streptophyta; Klebsormidiophyceae; Klebsormidiales; Klebsormidiaceae.